This is a messenger RNA of Oncorhynchus keta (chum salmon), 1279 nucleotides long. Its product is annotated as synapsin-2-like. Lineage: Eukaryota; Metazoa; Chordata; Actinopteri; Salmoniformes; Salmonidae. Gene Ontology annotation, cellular component: synaptic vesicle; synaptic vesicle membrane. The record is from RefSeq and is a predicted model, not a curated record. Gene Ontology annotation, biological process: neurotransmitter secretion. Gene Ontology annotation, molecular function: ATP binding. The annotation marks the transcript as partial. The transcript has 5 exons.
GCAGAGCUACAGAGAGAGAGAGAGAAGCAGAAAGAGGACGAGAGGCAGAGUGAAAUCCUCUCUUGCAGGCAUUCAGGUUUCUGUCGCAGAUGGGGACAGGCAGAGUAGCAGGAUACCACCAGUACCUUAUCGAGGGACAGCAUCACCACAUACACAUCCUGCACACACAAAAACACACCACAACACUCCAUAGGAGAAGCUGGUGAAGCUCGGAGGGGGAAACAAGCAUCUCUUCUCUGUGGUGUGGAGAGCUAGAAGACUGGUCUAGAGCCUCUGCUACACCACCACACCGUGCAGGAGCCUCAUCCAGCUCCCCAGGAUCCUCUAGCAGCAACAACCCUCAUACAUAGCUCUACUUCGAUAGUACAGCUUUCUCCAUCCGACCAUCCGAUAGCUCUCCACUCCACCUCUAAAGCUCUCUCCAUCCGACGAGCUCUCUCUCUGAAAUUUCUCUGUCAGCUCUCUCUCAACCGCUACCAUGAAUUUCCUGCGUCGCCGGUUGUCUGACAGCAGCUUUAUAGCUAAUCUUCCUAACGGCUACAUGACAGACCUCCAGAGAUCUGACCCUCCACCGCCUCCCCCCUCUACAGCCACCCCAGGAGUCCCAGCCACAUCCCCAGGACAAGUUCCAGCACCAGCCCCCAACGCUGCCCCCCCAGCUCCAGAGUGUGGGCCCCAGCCUGUCCAGGCUGCCCCAUCCCCGGCCCCUUCUUCAGGCUCUGGGUUCUUCAGCUCCCUGACCUCCCUGAGUUCCAUCACUAAUGUGGUAAAACAAACAGCAGUGUCAGCUGGCUUGGUGGAUCAGAACCCAGCACCCGGGCCUGGUCAUGUCUCCAUGAGAUUUAAGAUACUGCUGGUCAUCGACGAGCAGCAGUACGUGUGGUCCAGACUGUUCAGAGGGAAGAAGAUCCAAGGAGACUAUGACAUCAAAGUGGAACAGGCGGCGUUCUCAGAGAUCAACCUGGUAUCCCAUGCCAACGGGUCGUGUAACGUGGACAUACAGUUGAUCAGGAACGGAACCACAGUGGUGAGGUCCAUUAAACCUGACUUUGUCUUGAUGAGGCAGCAUGCCUAUAGCAUGGCCCACAAUGAGGAUUUCAGGAACAUGAUCAUCGGCCUGCAGUACGCAGGAGUCCCCAGCAUCAACUCACUGGAAUCCAUCUACAGCCUCUGUGACAAGCCCUGGGCGUUUGCCCAGCUGAUCGCCACCUGUAAGAAACUAGGCCCUGACAAGUUCCCUCUGAUCGACCAGACCUUCUACCCAAACCACAAGGACAUG